Molecule: messenger RNA, 1253 nt
Organism: Macadamia integrifolia
Lineage: Eukaryota; Viridiplantae; Streptophyta; Magnoliopsida; Proteales; Proteaceae
Product: transcription factor ILR3-like
Exons: 5
Coding region: 164-886 (240 amino acids)
Biological process (GO): intracellular iron ion homeostasis; regulation of DNA-templated transcription
Molecular function (GO): DNA-binding transcription factor activity; protein dimerization activity
Source: RefSeq, a predicted model, not a curated record
AAAAAAAAAAGUUCAGUUUCAACGCGGUCAUCAAAAGUCAAGUCCAGAUUUUUCAACUCUAUUUUCUCAACCCAAAGCACGCACCUUACCAUUUUCCUUCUCCAACCCACCCGCGAAACGAUCGCCAAUCGACUCAAAGCAACGCGCUCGAAAUUGACUGGAGAUGAAUCAGAUGAUUUCUUCGGAAAACCCUAACUGGCUCUAUGAUUACGGUGUUAUCGACGAAAUUCCUGUCUCAGUUUGUGAAUUUCAGGCUCCGGCAACCGGAUUUCACUGGCCUCCUUCACAGGGAUUUAACGGUUCUUCUUCUGUCAGUGUUGAAAUUGAUGGCUCCUUUGGGGAUUCAGAUGCCUUGGAGGAGACGGGCUCCCGGAAAAGGGUGAGGUCAGAAUCAUGCUGUGCUUCUGGGUCCAAAGCAUGUAGAGAGAAAAUGCGGAGAGAUAGGCUGAAUGACAGGUUUGUGGAGUUGGGUUCCAUCCUUGAGCCUGGAAGGCCACCUAAAAUAGACAAGGCGUCUAUAUUGAGUGAUGCUGUUCGCAUGGUGACUCAGUUGCGCGGUGAAGCCCAGAAACUGAAGGGGUCGAAUGAAAGCCUACAAGUGAAAAUUAAAGAGUUGAAGGCUGAGAAGAAUGAGCUGCGUGAUGAGAAACAGAGGCUAAAGGCAGAGAAGGAGAAGCUGGAGCAACAAGUUAAAGCCACGAGUGCUCAACCAGGGUUUCUGCCUCACCCUACUCCCAUCCCAGCUGCAUUUGCUGCCCAAGGCCAAGCUGCUGGAAGCAAGCUGAUGCCAUUCGUUGGUUACCCGGGAGUUGCAAUGUGGCAAUUCAUGCCACCUGCCGCUGUCGACACCUCACAAGACCAUGUUCUCCGACCACCAGUUGCAUAGGUCAAACAGACUUCAAUGUUUGAUCUUUGUUUAGUUUAAGUCAUUGAUUGAUGUUGCCUAUAUCAGAUUUCUUGGGAGUCAGGCAAACCUUAUUUAGUGUGGAUUUCCGUGGGGGCUUGAUGACUUCCUUCUUGAUUGAUGCUGAUAGAUUGUAGUGUCAAUAAGGAGAUCAUGUAAUUUAUAUUUCGGUUUUCUAGCUGUUUCUACCUACAUCCCAUGACUCUGUUGAAACAUUCAUUUGAGUGUUUAUUCUCUGUUUCUGCCUGUGAAACAAUCUUUGCGACCUUGAGGAGGAUUGGAUUGCCAAGACAUUGCAAAAUGCCAAAUAAAUGGGAAAUAUAAUUGAUGCCUCUAUUGGCGUUGUUUA